CAAUGAUCGGCGCCUUUUCCCCCGACAUCCGACCCGUCGAAUGGGAGGGCGGUCUCCCGGGCAACGGCUCCCUGUUUGGUGACACCGGUUGCUUGUCGCCUUUCGCCGUCUUGUUUUUGACUUGACCUGAAGGAGAUUUUCUCUGCGGGGAGCACUUCCGGUGUGCGUUGUGCUGGUCAGGUGAGUGAAGCGGGGUCACGACAUCCAGGUAAACGUUCGACAACGCCAUGAAAAAAGGGGAAACACAAGCGGACUUAGUUGCUGUCGGUUUCCGGUCCAGAGCUUUUGUUUUGGAAAUUCCAGGAAGUUGGGACGACAAUUCCCUGCUCGUGCCGAUGACUUGCUCUGAAAUCGAAAUGGCGGGAACUUCCAGACACGACCGAGACAUGGCGCUCAACGCCAAACGGCAGCUGACGUCGUGUUCCGACCCGCUGGAGAGACUCCGCCUCCAGUGUCUGGCCCGGGGGUCCGCGGGCAUCAAAGGUCUCGGAAGGGUGUUCCGGAUCAUGGACGACGACGCCAACCGCUCGCUGGACUUGAAGGAGUUCCUGAAGGGCGUCCACGACUUCGGCCUCCCGAUGGACAAACGGGAAGCGGCGGCCAUCUUUCAGCGCUUUGACCGCGACGGGAACGGCACCAUUGACUUCGACGAGUUCCUCGUCAUGCUCAGGCCGGCCAUGUCCGAGGCCCGCCGAGACGCGGUCUUGCGGGCCUUCCGCAAACUGGACAAGAGCAAAGACGGCGUGAUCACCGUGGACGACCUGCGGGGCGUCUACAACGCCAAGUACCACCCCAAGUACCAGAACGGCGAGUGGAGCGAGGAGCAGGUCUUCAGGAGCUUCCUCGACAACUUUGACUCGCCGUACGACAAAGACGGAAAGGUGACGCACGAAGAGUUCGUCAACUACUACUGCGGCGUCAGCGCCUCCAUCGACAACGACGCCUUCUUCAUCCUCAUGAUGACGAACGCCUGGAAGCUCUGAAAGCGCCGUUCGCUUUCGGCGGCGCGGGAACUGUGACGUUGCGGGCCUCGAUCGUUUCUGAAAAUCGUUUUGAGAACCGUCGUUCUCGGCUACGAUUUUGGAAUUGCGAUAUAGCCGACCCAUCGGUCAGAGGAAAAACCGUUCCCGGUCGCCGUCGCGAGGCUCGUCAAAUAAAUACCGCACG
Messenger RNA from Phycodurus eques (leafy seadragon), 1167 nucleotides. It is a transcript of the gene capslb, whose product is annotated as calcyphosine-like b. Bases 228 to 983 code for a protein of 251 amino acids. The transcript is spliced from 5 exons. Lineage: Eukaryota; Metazoa; Chordata; Actinopteri; Syngnathiformes; Syngnathidae. The record is from RefSeq and is a predicted model, not a curated record. Gene Ontology annotation, molecular function: calcium ion binding.